AUGUAUAAGAAUGGAGAGAGUAUAGCGAUCCAGAAGAGAUUAUCUUCUUCUUCUUCUUCUUCUUCUUCUUCUUCUUCUUCUUCUUCUUCUUCUUCUUCUUCGCCUCCCCUUCUCUCAAUAUGCCAGAUCUCAGACAAUGAACCAGAGAUGACAAGGUUAUCAAACAGCCAUUUUCUCCUCCUUUUCCGCUUUCUUUCUUCUUCUUCUUCUUCUUCUUCUUCUUCUUCUUCUUCUUCUUCUUCUCCUCCUCUCAAUAUGCCUUGUCUUCUUCUUCUUCUUCUUCUUCUUCUUCUUCUUCUUCUCUCAGUAUGCCUUGUGAAGGUUAGUCUUUUUCUUCUUUGUUUCUCAGUAUGCAAUAUGAUUAUUAGGUUUUCUUCUUCUUCUUCUUCUUCUUCUUCUUCUUCUUCUUCUUCUUCUUUGUACCGAUCACGUUCAAGAUGUCCUAACCCUUACAUGGUACAGAAAAAGUGUACAUCUACGUCUGUCUGUCACAACUUAUCUAUCUAUCUAUCUAUCUAUCUAUCUAUCUAUCUAUCACAAUCGGUUCAUAUCUAUCUAUUUAUCUAUCUAACUAGCUAUCAUUUCGCUCUGUCUUACUGUCAGUUACCAUAUAUUCAUAUCUGCCUAUCUCUCUGUACGUAUCUUUGUAUCUCAGUUUUUUCAUCUAUCUAUCUAUCGAUCUAUCUAUCUAUCACAAUCGGUUCAUAUCUAUCUAUUUAUCUAUCUAUCUAUCUAUCAAUCUAUCUAUCUACCCCAUUUUUUGUAUAUUUAUCUAUCCCAGUCUGUUCAUAUCUAUCUAUCUAUCUAUCUAUCUAUAUAAAGAAAUAUAGUCUUAAGUCUUUUCGCGUGUAUAUCUAUCUAUCUAUCUAUCUAUCUAUCUAUCUAUCUAUCUAUCUAUCUAUCUUAUUCUGCUUAUCACAGCGUUCUGUGACUCUCAACUGUUAUUGGUGUUCCGAAAGAAUAUUUAAUCUGCAUACCAUUGUUGCUUCCAGAAAAAUCAGUUGCAUGAUACUGUCACUUUUCAUAAACCGAUUUUCUUAA
Molecule: messenger RNA, 1041 nt
Organism: Acanthosepion pharaonis
Lineage: Eukaryota; Metazoa; Mollusca; Cephalopoda; Sepiida; Sepiidae
Source: the annotation of a GenBank genome assembly